AGUUUGGUUUCAAAGUUCUAUGUGCUUACAAGUCUUACAAGUCCUAAUUACAGCUCUAAAGAUUUAAUUAAAUUCUUCAGUGUUCUCAGUGAUUGUUUGGGAUUUGAGUAAUUUCUGUAAUAUGGCAAUGAAAACACAUUUCAGUGGACUCUUAGUGAUUUUCUGCCUCAUCUAUCCCAACAAAGGAUUGCUUCAAGAUGUUUCCUGUGACAAAGCAUUGAGCAAUUCAAUCAAGUGCACGUUCACGAAUUUAAAUGACGACGAAAUAAGAUUUAAAGUUCCAACAAAAAACUUUGAAUCCGUAACAUUCAAGAACUGCAAUCUGACAAAGUUCCCAAAAACGUUAUUCAAAACUUUUCCUAAAAUCACGAAGGUGGAUCUAUCCACGUCCCACGUGCACCAACUCAACGGGAAUAAAACACUAAAUGGUGCAAAAACAUUGAAGAUUCUGGAUUUAUCACGGAACAGCCUUGAAGAAAUUGAAGAUUUUGUGUUCAGCGAAGGAAAAGAGUUGGUAGAGCUUCAUUUGUCGAGAAAUAAAAUAAUUUCUGUGAGACCUAAUGCCUUUGCAGGGCUAGAGAAGCUUGAGCUUCUGGACUUGUCGUUUAACGACAUUAAAAUUCUUACGGAAGAAGUAUUUUCAGGAUUAACCAAACUCCAAUUUAUCUAUGUGAAUAACAAUGAUCUAAAAAACUUAACGUUCGACCUUCGUGAAUUGAAAGAUUUAACAGAAUUUGAUAUUAGUAACAAUAAAUACAUCGAUGUAAAUGGAUGGUUAACGGACCUACCUUCACACAUCAAACCCAAACUGUCAUUUAAUUACUCGUACUGUAAUGAAGAUAAAACAAUUUUAAAGACCUGGGGCACUAAUAUAAAAACAUAUAUUGUAAAGCACAGUAAAGUCAUUGACGUGUAUACCUAUAUGAAUGUACGGUGGGAAACCUUGGAUAUAUCUGAGAAUCUACUGAGAGACAUUACGAACAUUACAAAGAUUCAAACUCUACAAAAUCUUGAUCUGUCUGAAAAUCCCCUCUCGCCGCUGAACGUUUCCACAUUUAGCCUUUUGGAUGAUCUUCGUACACUCAAUCUACGUUCAACUGGAAUCUCUCUGGAUCAGAACUAUUUUGCAGCACAAAAGAAAUUAACUUUCUUGGAUAUUUCCGGAAAUGGUCUGACCUCUCUCGAUCUAAGGGACUUAAAGUCUCUCUCAAGUCUUCAGACACUUUACUUACACGAGAACAAUUUUACUGAAUUGGAGUACAUUGAGGAUAUAAAGACGAUCCUGCCGAACUUAACCACCAUCUCCCUCUUCAAGAACAACUUCAGCUGCUCCUACAAUAUUUUAAUGCACGAAUUGUUUGAAAACCUAAAGAUAAAAGUUUAUGAUGGCACCAAAGUCAUCGAAAAAGAGGACAUAACUAGAAUGAGAGUCAAUUGCAGUGAAAUGAGUCAAUUACGGCCUAAGAACCUGGAACAAGCUAUUUUUUUCAAACAAAUCACUAAUUAUUUAGGAAACUCCUUCCAACAGCAAUUAGUCAAAAGUAACCGGAAUAUCAUGAACAACUUGCAAAUUGAAAGAUCUAAAGAAACUAAAAUCGUAUCGAAGAAUAUUACAGAUUUGAUGCAAUAUCAAAAUAAAAUAGAGGAAAAUCUAAUAUCCAAAAUUAUUUCCAUGGAUAAGUAUUUUUCUACUCAGUUAUCAACACUCACAAACAUAAUUUGGAAAAAUCAAUCACGUUUAGAAAUGAAAAUGGAAAAACAAUUGUUGAAUUUUGGCCAUCAGUUCACAGAGAAUAUUAAUGAUCUUAAAAAUAUUACACAAAGAGAAGGAUUUAAUAUUAAUCAAAAUACUGAACGUCUAAACAAAAAGGUUGAAGAGUUAAUGUCGGAAAUUGAAUCCGUUAAAAUGAAAUAUGAAGAGUCAAAAAGUGUAAUGAAUUUUAUUAGAGAUUUUGUUAAUGUCACUAAAGAAUUAUUUUAGUCAGUUUUCAGAGUUUAAUUGAUUAAAUCUUAACCAUAAUCAUUUUAUUAUACUUAUAAUAUUAUACUAUUGAACAUAUUCUUACCUAUAAUCCGUUUAAGAUCAUGUGAAUCUCUUGGAUAUAAUAAACUAUCAUUCUAAUCGAUUCUA
This is a messenger RNA of Lutzomyia longipalpis, 2131 nucleotides long. Its product is annotated as leucine-rich repeat-containing G-protein coupled receptor 5-like. The record is from RefSeq and is a predicted model, not a curated record. Lineage: Eukaryota; Metazoa; Arthropoda; Insecta; Diptera; Psychodidae. Bases 122 to 1981 code for a protein of 619 amino acids. Gene Ontology annotation, molecular function: protein binding. The transcript is spliced from 2 exons.